Molecule: messenger RNA, 1484 nt
Organism: Pygocentrus nattereri (red-bellied piranha)
Lineage: Eukaryota; Metazoa; Chordata; Actinopteri; Characiformes; Serrasalmidae
Product: carbohydrate sulfotransferase 12-like
Exons: 1
Coding region: 42-1199 (385 amino acids)
Biological process (GO): proteoglycan biosynthetic process; carbohydrate biosynthetic process
Cellular component (GO): membrane
Molecular function (GO): sulfotransferase activity
Source: RefSeq, a predicted model, not a curated record
GAUAUUUUUACAUUCUUUCAACCACAGCAGAUGUUCUUCUAAUGUUUUUUGCAAACAGAUACUGGACAAACAGAAGUGAGGCAGAAGAAUUUAUCAGACCUUCACCUAACGCCACUUUGUUCAACUCAGAACAUGGAUAUUCUGAACCGAAUUCGGAAACACUCAGUAGCAGCUACUUCUGGUCAAAACUGCUUCACUACUACAACCUAGUCAUGAAAGGAUCUGCAACCUCUGAUGAGGAGACAGAUGAAGAGAAUGACCUCUUUGAAGACCCAGAGCUGGAGAACAGGAGACGAGAGUGGAAGAUCCACUCAAGCCCGAUUCCUCUGGAGCUCAAACACAGACAGUAUGCUCGAAAGAAGCUCAUUCGUGAUUUGUGUGACAGUAACAGCUUCAAUGGGAAGUGGCAGACAAUUGAUGACAUUCCUAACUGGGAACUAGCAAACCUGCUUGUAGAUGACCGGCAUGGAAUAAUCUAUUGCUACGUCCCAAAAGUUGCAUGCACUGAGUGGAAGCGGAUCAUGAUUGUUCUGAGCGAGAGCCUUAAGGUGAACGGUGUGCCUUACAGAGACCCGUCAGAUAUUCCCGUGGAACUAAUACAUGGAAACAGCACCCGGUACCUUAAAAGGUACAACAGGACGGUGAUGAAACACAAACUUCAACAAUACAAGAAGUUCAUGUUUGUCAGAGAGCCUUUUAUCAGACUGAUCUCAGCCUACAGAGACAAGUUUCAAAAGGAAAAUGAGCAAUAUUACCAGCAGUACGGGAUCCCUAUACUGAAGAGAAUCGGCAAAAUCCCUAAUCCACCAGCAUCUGUAAAGGAAGCACUCGCUGCUGGUAUUGCACCAUCUUUCUCCAACUUCAUUCAGUAUUUACUGAGCCUACCAGCAGACAGGUAUGACCUGCUGGAUGAGCACUGGAGACAGACGGCUCAUCUGUGCCAUCCAUGCCAGAUCCAUUAUGACUUUAUAGGGAAGAUGGAGACCAUGGAAGAAGAUGCAGCUCACCUGCUGCGAAUGCUCCGUGUCGAUAAUAUCGUCCAGUUCCCAAAGAUCAAAAGUAGCAUCACAGAUGAAAACUGGAUAAAGACCUGGUUUCCCACCAUCACUGCUGACUCGAGAAGGAAACUGUUCAAACUGUUUGAGACAGACUACAAAUUAUUUGGAUACCAAGAUCCUGAAUAUCUUCUACGUCCAUAAAACACUGCUCACUUCAUUGUUAGUGUGAUUCCCAUGUGAUUUGAAGUCUGUGGAGGUCUCCUGUAAGAUAUUUAGAGUUUAUAUGUCAGAAUCAGAAGUUUUAUUGCCAUUGUCAAUAAAUAGGAUUCACAGACUAGGAAUUUGCUUCGGCAUGAAGGUGCAACAUAGGUCAUGGUACAUGUUGUGGUUAUGUGUAGUUGCUCAAAGCAAUUUGUGAAUACAUUAUGUUGUAUUAAUGUCUAAAAGCAACAGCUGUACUAAUGCAAUUUCUUAUCCAAGCUCAUG